AUAAACAUUGUUCUGAAAGUUGUUUACAAGUGUACUUAUAUAACAGUAUUUUAAUUAUAAAAAAUGUAAUAGUUAAUAAUUAUUUUAAAUAUUAUCCUUGUUUAAAGCGCUAUUAUUCAUUAAGUGAAUAAUCACAGUAAAAAUAUGGAUCAAAAACAGAUUCUGGAGACGAAAAUGAGACCGGUAUCUCUGAUCUUGACGAGAUGUUUGGCGCUGAAUCGGAAUAUAGUAACCACGACUCCAGUACUGAAUAAUCAGAAAGCGAUAUUGAUGACACAGAUGACAAUGAUAGUUGUCCACAGAAGAAUGAAAUGAAAAAUAAAAAAUUUGUGCUCGGCAAAGAUAUAGCUACGAAGUGGUUCCAUAAUCCGCCUAAUCAAAAAGUUCGUACCAAACGACAGAAUAUUGUUACAUGUCUACCUGGAGUUGAAAAAUGCGCCAAGGGUGCAAAAACAUCUCUGGAUUGCUGGAAUCUUUUUAUACCUAAUGAAACACUUGAGCAAAUUGUUGAUUAUACGAAUAUUUUUUUGAAAAGUGUUCGCUUAUCAAAAAAACGUAAAACAGAAAUUCAACCGACAACCGUGGAUGAAAUACGGGCUAUAAUUGGAUUAUUGUAUCUGAUAGGCGUACAUAAAGCUUCGCGAUUGAAGUUAAAAGAGUUAUGGGCAACUGAUGGUUCGGCUCCAGAUUGUUUCCGUGCGAUGAUGUCAAGGACACGAUUCUACAAUCUCUUGUCAGCAUUGAAGUUCGACAAUAUUCAUAAUCGUGAUGAGCGAAAAAAAUUAGAUAAUUUGGCGCCUAUCCGAGAAUUUUCGGAAAAUUUUAUUAAACGAUGCCAAGAAAAUUAUACACAAGGUGCUUUUUUAACUAUUGAUGAAAUGCUGCAAGCUUUUCGAGGUCGUUGUAAGUUUCGGCAAUAUAUUGCCAAUAAACUGGCAAGAUAUGGUAUAAAAAUUUAUUCUAUAACUGAUUCGAAAAAUUUUUACACCUACAAUAUGGAAAUUUACUGCGGGAAACAACCAUCAGGACCUUACCAAAAGUCUAAUUCUGCAUUUGAUGUUGUUAAACGUCUGACUUCUCCAAUAUUGAAAACUGGCAGAAAUGUCACCAGCGACAAUUACUUUUGAUCUGUACCUCUUGCAAAUCAUUUGUUGGAAAAUGACACAACUCUUGUUGGAACCAUACGAAAAAAUAAACGUGAAAUUCUAAAAGAAAUGACUGAAAUUAAAACUCGGCCUAUUUGCAGUAGUAAAUUUUUAUUUAGUAAUACGAGCAUGUUAGUGUCAUACGUGCCAAAAAAAUCAAAGAACGUUCUGAUGUACUCUACUCUACACAACUCGACAAAAAUUGAUGAAGAAACUGGGGAAAAAUUGAAGCCAGAAGUUGUAACUUUUUACAACCAUACUAAAGCUGGUGUGGAUGUUGUAGAACAGCUGCAGGGUGAG
Molecule: messenger RNA, 1445 nt
Organism: Cotesia glomerata
Lineage: Eukaryota; Metazoa; Arthropoda; Insecta; Hymenoptera; Braconidae
Exons: 2
Coding region: 312-1127 (271 amino acids)
Source: RefSeq, a predicted model, not a curated record